AUGGCGGUUGCUUUCAGUCCUAAAGUAGACCAGGAGUUGAAUACGCUGCUUUUGUUGAGAAACAACUUGACUGUGUUUGAUUACGUCAUUGUGCAGGGGAGCGGGGUUCAGGGUUCGGUUGCUAUCGACAGUGUCCAGCCCGGCACUGAACCUCUCAUGUUUGAGUUCCCCAACUCUGUCAUGGAGAACUGUCUAGCUGGUACUGUUGUGGACCCGCUAGCAGACCCCCUCAAGCUCACCAAGACCUUUAGAAUGCAUAACUCUGGCUCCACCUCCAUCACCUUGCGUAUUAUCGGACUGGAGGGUGGCAGUUGUGACGGGAGAGGCUUCGUUAUCUCUAACUGUAACAAGGACAUCACCAUUAAACCAAACCGAUCAAAGAAAAUUGAAAUAACGUUCACUCCAGAUUACACACUGACCCAAGUCUCCACCACUCUACGAUUACAAACCUCCACUGGCAACGAGUUCCUCUACCCUCUACUAGCCAUCCUCCCCCACCAACUAUUAGCGGCGUGUAUUGCCUUACAGCCUCGGCCCGAAUGGGAGAAAACACUGGCCUGGUUGUCUGUACCGUUUUGGCUGCUUGUCAUACUCUGCCUUGUAGCUACAGUAUUCGUGCAGACCAAGUUCGGAAUGAGAAGCAGUAGUUUUGUGUCCUAUAAAAGUGAGGCGAAAGCAACGAAAGGCUCUGGAGAAGUAUUCGAUUUGAAGAAGUUGUCAAAGUCUAUGGAUGUGCUGUCCAAGAAGGUCCAGGAAUUAGGAGAGAAAAGUUCUAACCAGAAGUCUGAGUCCACUGGUCAAUCUAUGAAAAUUGAAGUAACUCGAGAGCCUCCUAAACCCUCUACCGAUAAGAACACUCCCGUAUCUAAACCUAAGCCUGAGCCGCUAGUAACCCCCACUACUGCUCAAGAAAUACCCACUCUCAGACAUCGUGUGGUACAAAGCAAGAUCGAGAGAAAACCAUCAUCACAGGAAACUAUCACCUCAUUGCAACCUGUUCCAUCUAGAUCACACACGGCUGUUACUUCCACGCCGAAGGGAAUGUCCUUCAAGAUCCCCAUUGCUCCUGUUACUGAGCCGAGUGUCAUCUCCCCACCUAGAACAGGCACGGACAAUCACACUGGAGCUAGAGAGCAGACCCAGCCUUGUACUCCAACCACCGGUGCACCAGCGCAACUCUGCUCAUCCCCUACCAAACUGAAGCGUAGCAGCGAGAAAACCAUCCCCGAAAAAACCGUGUCCAAAGGCGAGAUCAUUUCAAAAACACCCACGGAAACUAAUCCGAGCUCUCCACCAGCGAAUGGGAGAAAAUCAAAAAUCGUACGAAAAUUGAAGCCUCUAAAGAUAACGCCUGAUAGUUCACCCCUCCCCCCGUCCGGACGGAAGGAGCUGGAGAGGAAGGUCUCGGAGAGUAGCAUUGUUUCUAGCAACAGUGAUUCGGCAUCUACGGGUACCGACAAGUCGGAGGAAGUGGAAACACCUAGCCAGGUGGUUACUGUGGUAGCUGAAGUGAAGAAGCCUCCACCACCUGUCACCAAGGAGCCCAACACUGGCCAGACCAUCCAUCCUCCCGACACGCCCGAGAGUACAGAGGUCAUGUCACCAAGAACAGAACUGGUCGACAAGAAAGAACCACCGAUUAGUACCGUUCGGAUGAAAGGAAAGAGGAAACCUCGACAACAGAUCAAGAAAGAGGAAAAAGCUCGUAAAAAGGAGAGAGGGAGAGACAAAGAACGAGAGAAAGAAAAGGAUACGGACAAAACAGACGCUAAGCAACUAGUUGGUUCAUUUGAAGAUUCCUCUUCGUCUAAUUCCACUGAGCAACUUGACAACGACAGCACACCUCCUCUUGAAGAUACGGUACAAACUAAAACUGAAACCAACGUGCAAUGUGACAAAACUACUGAGAAUGAACUCAAUAAACUAUCAGAGACAACUAUUAUCGACGUAUCCCCAAACGAGGGCAAUGAAAUACCGGUACUCGUGUCCCCAGCUGUUCCCAGUACUGCCAUCAAGACUGGUUGUACAACUAAGACCACAAAACAAGAAACUAAAGAGACGUUCACUGACUCGUUUUCAAGAACACCAGAUCAAGCCGCCACUUACGGUACUAAGAAAAUCAGUACUGGCAAAAAACCUUCCGAGAAAAUUAAAUCACCCGUUGUUGAGAAGAUCACACAACUAGUUAGGACAAUCUUCUCGAACACCAGCUGAAAUCAGAUGAAAACGUUAGACAGCGGCCACAAACUCUGCAUGUUGUACCUAUCAUAAGGAGCGAGUUGAUUGAAGAACCUGUUAUCGUAAUUCCAAUUGACUCUGAUAGCUUGGUUGAAACGGAUGGUGUGACACAUACUCUACUCAGUGUGGACUCUGGUAAAGGCGGUUCUCAGAGUCUGCCCACUUCUCCUCACGAGAGCUGGCUGCUUCUUUACUAUCCAAUAACUCGGCCAUUAUGCGUAGGAAGCAGAAGAGCGAUCGUGACAAACCUGACGAUGGACAGGAAGAUGAUGACUACCAACUCCCGGAACAAGACGAGCAAAGUGAAACUGAAAUGACGAAACCAAUUGAAGCACCACUGAGUCCACAGAAAGAUGAAUCUUCUCAUAAUUCAAGCGACAAUGAGUUCAAGCCGCCUCUAUCUACACUCUCCCUGAACGCAGAACCAUUUUAUCCAUCUCCAACUUUUGCACCGAAAUCUGGCCCAAGUCUACGAGCAGAUCCGAGGAAAUUUGGUCCCGACCACAGCUCCCAGCCCAGAGGACCACCCCCUGGUUUAUCACCAACUCCUGAUGAUGCCCACAUGCGUCCCUACCCUGAGGGGUCGUACUUUAAGAGACCACAUCCGUUACGAGGAGGCAAAUCGAUGACCCCCUCACCACCUUUACCGUAUUUCCCCGAGGGAUCGCAUAUGCCGUACAGUGACUAUCCCUCACUUGAACAUCACAAUCCAAUGGCAAUGGACGAACCGUACAGUGGGCCUGAGGACUUCCCACCGAUGCCUAUGGGGCGUCAUAGUCGAGAGCACUAUCGUGGUCGCUCACCAAUGAUGGCACCAAAGAGCGGACAUGGCAGACAACACAUGCAUCCGAAUAUGGAAGCGUAUAUGCAUCAUCUGUACAUGCAGAGAGCACGAGAGUACAGCUAUCGUCCACAAGGACCUUGGGACCACCACCAUCACUCACACAGGCUCCAGGUGCCACCCAUGGAGGAGGGGGGCAUAUAUGACCAGCAGUAUUUGAGAAAGAGACAAUACAUCAUGAAACUUAUUGAACGGGAAAGAGCUAUUGCUGCUAUGGAAAGAGAUCAACCUAGACAUCCUAUUGAUGCCCCCUCCCCUGCCAAGUUUGGACCAGAUGUUAGCCCCUCCUCUAUUGGAUCGAGAGGAUAGGACAAUCCAGACUUCAGCGAGCAGUCCCCGGAAGACCCUGACUUGAUUCCCUAUCGUCAAAGUAAUCUAUUGCCAGAGAGACCAAGAAGGAGCCGUACUUACAGCAUGGAGAGUGAUCUAGGAGGAGAGUUUGUGACUGAUUUCCCUGCUGUCUCGGCCGUGGGUGCUCCGGGUCAACAGUUCUCGUCUCGCGGGGAGAAGGGCUCUAUCUCCAGCAAGAGUCUGGCACCAGGAAGGUCUAGGAGUGCUGGCUGGCCUGCUGGGGAGGGAAAGAGCACCAGUCCUAACUGGGACAGCCCCAACACGUGGUCAACAGACACUGCUCCAUUCUACAGUAAUGACAUCACCUCCGAUAUGAGCCCCCUACCUAUCAGCAGUGGCACCACCGACCCAACCUCACCCUCCGAGGACACCACACUCUCAACCACCACCUAUGACCUCUUUGAGAACCAAAGUAUCUGGAGCCUGAGCAACGCUGAUAGUUCAACACUUCUUUCCUGGGCCCAACAGAAAUCUGAACCCUCACAAAGCAAGACUGAGUAAAGCCCCCCUCUGACCUACUGCAACGAUUUGGACUAUGAAUUUUGGAUAACGAUUUCAACUUAACCUCAUUUCAAUUGAGUUGUCUGCUAUUAGCUCUAGUAUCAGCAUUUUAGCGAGUGAUUAUCUAGCCAGCUAUCUAGUUUAUUAUUGUUAUCGUGUAGCUACUAGUAGAUCGUUCAGUUGUCAUUUUGAGAGCUGUAUGUGUUUAGUAGCUAGCUGAUGACAUUAUUGUGUCUUGGCAUUAUGAAUUAACAAUUAACAA
Molecule: messenger RNA, 4193 nt
Organism: Halichondria panicea
Lineage: Eukaryota; Metazoa; Porifera; Demospongiae; Suberitida; Halichondriidae
Product: transmembrane protein 131-like
Exons: 6
Coding region: 1-2214 (737 amino acids)
Cellular component (GO): membrane
Source: RefSeq, a predicted model, not a curated record